Messenger RNA from Zeugodacus cucurbitae (melon fly), 1488 nucleotides. Its product is annotated as phenoloxidase-activating factor 2. Gene Ontology annotation, molecular function: serine-type endopeptidase activity. Gene Ontology annotation, biological process: proteolysis. NCBI's taxonomy places the organism in Eukaryota, Metazoa, Arthropoda, Insecta, Diptera, Tephritidae. The record is from RefSeq and is a predicted model, not a curated record. The transcript is spliced from 3 exons. Bases 190 to 1407 code for a protein of 405 amino acids.
CGUCGGAACAUUCGCUUUAACUUUGCGGAAUUGAUCGGUCGGCAUUACGGAGUUAUAUAUAUUUUUUUAAAUAGUCUCAGUCUGUAUAUCAACGGAGAAAUACAGACCUACAUGCACCAAAGUACCAUCUGCUGACAGUUAUUUCUGUAGUUUACUAGUUAAUCUUUUACUACGGUAGAUAGCUGCAAAAUGAAUCGCAAUUUGACGAUUAUCGGCAUUUAUUUGCUUCUCCUCUCGAUUACAAAAACACAAGCUCAACCUGAAAAAAGUUUUGAUGAUAUGUUAAAUGAAAUAUUUUCACAAUCUCAACCAUCAACACCACGACCACAACCUAAAGCAACCACGUUAAAUCCGAAUCAAAAAAUUGGUGGUGGAAAAGUUUGUGGUGUAAAUAAAGAGUGUAUUGAGCGUUUUCUUUGCGAUGCAAAAGGGGCGGUGGUAAGAAGUGGUGAAAACGUCAUCGAUAUACGAGGGAAUUUCGAAAAUCCAUGUGACUAUUUGGAAGUAUGCUGUAGUAUAGACGAUCAGAUAACGGAACCGAACAUACCAAUCCAACCAGCCGACAGACACGAAGGUUGUGGUUAUCGUAAUCCAACUGGUGUAGGUUUCAGAAUUACUGGCGACAAAGACGGCGAGUCAGAGUUUGGUGAAUUCCCUUGGAUGGUGGGCAUUCUGCGUGAUGAAGUAAUUGGGGGCGAGUUGUUAAAAGUGUACGAAUGUGGUGGAUCUGUAAUUGCACCAAAUGUUGUCCUGACAGCUGCACAUUGUGCGCAAAAUAUUGAGCCUCACCUAUUAGUAGCACGUGCCGGAGAGUGGGACACACAAACCAAACAGGAGGUGUUGCCACAUCAAGAUGCACGUGUCAAAGAGAUCAUCCGUCACGAGAACUACAACAAGCGCACACUCUUCAACGACAUAGCGCUAUUCAUUUUGGAAACACCUUUCAUUUGGCAGGAAAAUGUACGUCCCAUCUGUUUGCCUGAACCGGACGUCAAUUUCGACUAUUCACGUUGUUAUGUCUCUGGUUGGGGCAGAGACAAGUUUGGUAAAGAGGGUACACCACAGGUUAUUUUAAAAAAGAUCGAUUUACCAGUGGUGCCACGCGCUACUUGCCAAGCAAAUCUUCGUAAAACACGUGUGGGACGAUUUUUCCUUUUAGAUCAGAGUUUCAUUUGUGCCGGUGGCGAAGAAGGCAAGGAUGCAUGCAAAGGUGAUGGCGGCUCACCAUUGGUGUGCCCCGAUCCGAAUAACCCGAAACGUUACUAUCAAGCUGGUAUUGUGGCUUGGGGUAUUGGUUGUGGUGCUGCAAAUGUGCCAGGAGUCUAUGCAAGUGUGCCGUAUCUCCGCAAUUGGAUCAACGAAAAGCUUUCUGUACGAGGCGUUAACUUUAGGCAUUUCACGGUUUAAGAAAUAAUAUACAUCCAUAUUUUUAAAAAUGUGCUUAAUUGUACAGUUUAAAAAUACAAAUAUAUAAAUGUAUAACUAUCA